GUAUGUUUAACAAAUUGAGAAACACGAGGCUUGGAGUUACACGACACGGUCCGGCGUUUCUACAUAAUCGCCCGUCAUCAGCCGAUCCGGAAACUGUAUCCGCACCGAACCGCGUGUCGGGAGCCUCCUCAUGUUCGAUCUCCGACGAGUCCCACGGCGCCGGCGAGCAUUGUGGUCAACAACGUUUUCCGUUCGCCCGCUUCUCUUGUUUACUUAAGGCAAGGAAAGGUGUUCUGUAUCUCUCUCAGCUUGCGAUACCGCCUGCAAGUUAAUUUCUCAGCUCUGUUGGUCGUUGCAUUUGAACUGAAACCGACUUCGACUUUCUUUCUCUACAAAUCACACACAUCAUCGUCGUCACAAUGACUGGCUCCUCUGAUCAGAACGGCAACGGGAUCACCGCGAUCCCCGCCAACGGCACAAACGAUGCUCCUGCCUAUCUUAGCACAUUACCCCCAGCCGGCACUGACUGGAAGGUCUCUCUCAAGGAUAAAGUUAUUGCAAUUUCGGGAGCAAAUCAGGGCAUAGGUCUGGGCAUCGCAGAAGUCUGCCUCGCUAACGACGCAGCAUGCGUGUACAGCCUGGACAUCACCGAGCCGGCGGAGGACUUUGCCGGCCUGCUCAAGCGGUUCCCCGGCAAGCUCGCGUUCCAGCACUGCGACGUGACGGACUACGCCAGCGUCGCGGCGGCCGUCGACGCCGUAGUCGCCGCGACGGGCCGCUUCGAUGGCAUGGUCGCCAACGCCGGCGCGACCAAGCACCAGCCCGCGCUUGACUUCACACCAGAGCAGUUUGACCGGCUCUUCAAGCUUAACGUCAACGGGUCUUGGAAUUGUGCGACUGCCGCCGCGCGGGCGUUUAUCAAGCUCCGGUGCAAGGGGAGCAUCGUCUUCACUGCAAGCAUGACUUCGUACAGACCGAACCGGGCCGCUCCCUCUGCCCCGUACGGUGCGACCAAGGGUGCCAUCCGCAACAUGACACACACGCUGGCCAUGGAGUGGGCCGAGCAUGGCAUCCGUGUCAACUCAAUCUCGCCUGGCUUCGUCAAGACGGCGUUGACGUACUACGUUGCGACUGCGCCUGACUGGGACACCAAAAUGAAGUAUUACGGUGGGAUGCCGCGUCUGGCACUGCCUCAGGAGCUGGGCGGCGCGUACGUCUACUUGUUGAGCGAGACGGCUUCAUACACAACAGGUAUUGAUAUUCCCAUAGCAGGCAUUGUUGGUGCUUGGUAAGAAGAAGACAGAGAAGAUACCCAGUUCCAAUAUUAGAAAAUCAAUG
Messenger RNA from Colletotrichum godetiae, 1278 nucleotides. RefSeq lists its product as uncharacterized. Gene Ontology annotation, molecular function: oxidoreductase activity, acting on NAD(P)H, oxygen as acceptor. Lineage: Eukaryota; Fungi; Ascomycota; Sordariomycetes; Glomerellales; Glomerellaceae. The coding region runs from base 360 to 1232 and encodes 290 amino acids. Gene Ontology annotation, cellular component: intracellular anatomical structure. The transcript is spliced from 3 exons. The record is from RefSeq and is a predicted model, not a curated record.